AUGACAUCUCGCAUAGGAAUCCCUUCUAACCUAGUCCCAUCGGAUCCACAGGGAUCUGAAUUGCUUGCGAUCGAAAGAUCCAAAGCAACAUUUAAUAUAAAAGAAUUAACUUCGGUUAUAUAUACCGAAUCGGAAUUGAAAAAAUUUCAUGAAAUUUUAUCCAUCCUCCAAAACGACCCCUUUUUCGAUAAAAGUGAAAUUUGCUUUAUGGGAAGAAAAGAACUUUUCAAGUAUGCUUUGAGAAAAGAUAAAAAACUAAUUCAAUUAAUAAGGAAGCAUAAUUGGGACAUCGAAGAAAUAGAGAUUGCAGAGAUACUUCUAGAUCUCCCUGGACCGACCUCCAGAAGAAAUAUAAUGGAUUCCCAUACUAUAUUAUUUAGUAAUCACGCUGUUGUGAUGGCAAGAUUGUUAACAAAUAGUAAAGAUCAUGGUCCGCAUCCGUUCAUAGUACAAAUUAGAGAUUUAAAGACGCAUGAGCCGCUACCGGGAAUCACUAUCGGUGAUAUUGGUCCAAAAUUUGGCUAUAAUGCUACCGAUAACGGCUUCAUAUUAUUUGACCACAUAAGAAUACCAAGAAAAAAUAUGCUUUCCAAAUAUUCCCAAGUUGUCAAAGGUACUGGGGAGUACCUAAAACCGCCAAACAAUAAAUUAUCUUAUGGCACCAUGGUAUUGGUUCGUGCGGAGAUCAUCCUACAUGCAAGAAUAGUGCUAGCACGUGCCGCCACCAUUGCCGUUCGAUACUCGGCAGUGAGAAGACAAUUUGUAGAUAAGGAUAAGCCAAAUAGAUUAAGAAAUGGCGAUAUUGUAGAAACACCGGUUUUGGAUUAUACAAUGCAGCAAUAUAGACUUUUCCCAGUUAUUGCGCAAGCAUACACAUGUCACUUCACCGGAAAAGCGAUCAUAAAUCUUUAUAAAGAAAAUCAGAAGAGAAUUUCCAAUG
Molecule: messenger RNA, 940 nt
Organism: Acaulospora colombiana
Lineage: Eukaryota; Fungi; Glomeromycota; Glomeromycetes; Diversisporales; Acaulosporaceae
Source: the annotation of a GenBank genome assembly